Paecilomyces variotii is the source of this 1414-nucleotide messenger RNA. RefSeq lists its product as hypothetical. The transcript has 3 exons. The coding region runs from base 311 to 1177 and encodes 288 amino acids. The record is from RefSeq and is a predicted model, not a curated record. NCBI's taxonomy places the organism in Eukaryota, Fungi, Ascomycota, Eurotiomycetes, Eurotiales, Thermoascaceae.
UUGAUAUAGGUAUUAAUUUCUCUACGGAUGCAGAAUAAGAGCGGGGUAGAUGUGUAUUUCGGGUGGUCGCAUUUUCCGAAUCCAUGGUUCGUACAAAGUGAAGCUUUAUCAUUGAUUUUGAGAAAAUUCUCUGUGAAAGACCGAUUUAACACUUCCCGAUCAUCGGAUCAAUUAUUGUCAUACCUAUUGACCUCCAACACUGCAUUUACCCCGAUCUCCUCUAUCGGACAACCUUAAACGGCGCAAGCUUACUUAAGUGGGGAGACCUUAACAUCGCUCUACAGCAAACAUCCCAUGCCAUACCUUAUAUAUGUCAUACUCCUUCCCCAUCCAUAGAGUACUAGGUAUCUUUAUAAAAAUGGCACCGAAGAACAUUCUCCUCAUUGGAGGCCAUGGGCGCACCGCUCAACUCCUCACGCCUCUCCUCUUAGCACGCUCAUGGAACGUAACCAGUCUCAUUCGCACAGAGGCACAACGCGAUGCUAUUCUGCAAUUAGGGAAAGGCCAGCCAGGAAAGAUUGAUGUCCUGAUUAUAGAUCUCGAGACGGUGAAAACGGAAGAUGAUGCGAGGGUGAUUAUAGACAGGGCGAGACCGGAUUAUGUCGUUUGGGCCGCUGGCGCCUCAGGCAAAUCCGACCCCAAAACCAUCUACGCCGUCGACCGCGACGCCGCCAAAUCGCUCUUCCGCGCCUCCGUCUCAACACCCACCAUCACCAAAAUCCUCUCCAUCUCGCACCUAGGCAGCCGCAAAGCCCAUCCAUCAUGGUGGAGUGAAGAAGAAUGGAAAUACAUCCAAUACGCAAACAGCCUGCAUUACGACACGUAUCUCGCAAAGAGCGAAGCAGAUGAACUAUUCACUGCUCUCGCGAGACGACGCGUAGUGGAAGGUGGCGAUGAGGCAUUUCAGGGUAUUCUGCUGAGACCUGGUCGAUUAGCUGAUGGAGAAGCUGAGGGGAAGGUGGAUUUAGGUCAGUGUCGUCCUGGGAGGCCGGUCACGAGGGCUGAUGUCGCUAUGGUGGCGAAUGAGUUGCUUGCGAGGGAGGAUACGUGGGGAUGGGCGGAUAUAGCAGGGGGAGAUGAGGGUAUUGGUCAUGCGGUGGAGAGGGUAGGGACGAGUAGGCCCCGUGUUGAUGCUAUUGAGGGUGAGGAUUUGGACAGGAUUUAUUCUUUGAAAUAGGAAGUUUGCGGUGCGCGUCGUAAAUAGAUUUUCAGAACUUCAGGUCACAUAUAGGGUCAGUGUUUGGAAUAUUGGUACCUAUGUACUGGUUCUAUGGAGAAUAUAAUGGAGCGCCAUCAGCGCCUUCGAAUGCUCUAGUUUGUAUACCAUACUCUGUAUAGACACUCCAUCACUUUAAAGCAAUUGAUCGUAUUUAAAGAGAUAGAUAAUUCCAGUUCCUGCUAUUUUAUGGAAUCU